AUGGGUUCCACCACCACCUUCGAAAUCCCGAGAACAUGCAAAGCCGGGGUUAUCUACAACCCCGGGCCAAACUUCGAAGUCAAAGUCGAAGAUGUUCUUGUUCCGGAGCCAGGUACGUCCCCUGGCUUGCCUCUAUCCUCAACUCCAGAGCUAAAGUCGCGUGUUUGGGGUACAGGCCCCGACGACAUCCUAGUAAAGCUCAAUGUAACCGGACUCUGCCAAAGCGACGUCCACUACAUGCUCGACGACAUCGGCAUGUCCAUGGCACAGUUCGGCGUGCGCUCACCAGGCCACGAAGGUGCAGGUAUCGUAGUCAAAGUCGGAGAGAACGUCAAGAACUUCAAGCUUGGUGACCGCGCGGGUAUCAAGCCGAUUAUGGAUUCGUGCGGGACGUGUCCUAGUUGCUGGAGUGACAAGGAGACGUAUUGUCCGGGGGUCGUGCAUACGGGGUUGAUGGUUCCGGGGACGUAUCAGCAGUACAUCGUCUCGCCGGCACGGUAUGCAACACCGAUACCGGAUGGAAUCCCUGAUGAGAUCGCGGCGCCGGUCAUGUGCAGUGCUUCGACGAUCUAUCGGUCGCUUGUUGAGUCGCGGUUGCAGCCGGGCGAUUGGGCUGUCUUUCCUGAUGGCGGAGGCGGCGUCGGCAUCCAAGGCGUCCAACUCGCUUCCGCAAUGGGCAUGCGCCCAAUUGUCGUCGACACCGGCGAGGAGAAACGGGCUCUCGCGCUGAAGAUGGGCGCGGAGGCUUUUGUCGACUUCAAGACCGUCCCCGACGCCACCGCAGCCGUGAUAGAGGCUGCAGACGGGAUAGGUGUGCAUGGUGUCUUUGUAACGGCACAUGCCGCAUAUCCAAACGCUCUCAGCUACCUCGGAACUCGAGCUGGGGGCACCGUGAUGUGUAUCGGUAUUGCUCCGGCGGGGACAAUCCAGAUCCCCGUUGAUCCCAAUUUGAUGAUUCUUCGAAACACCAGGAUCCAAGGCACGCUGGUAGGCAGUCGGCAUGAUACGAUCAAGGCGUUGGAUUUUGCUCGGAGGGGAAAGCUGAGGCAGAUUUGUGAGGUGUGGCCCAUUGAGCGCUUGCCAGAGGCGGUUGAUAGACUGCGAAAGGGCUUGGUGGCGGGGAGGAUGGUUGUGGAUUUCAAUCAGUAG
Aspergillus mulundensis is the source of this 1149-nucleotide messenger RNA. RefSeq names its product zinc-dependent alcohol dehydrogenase. Lineage: Eukaryota; Fungi; Ascomycota; Eurotiomycetes; Eurotiales; Aspergillaceae. The coding region runs from base 1 to 1149 and encodes 382 amino acids. Gene Ontology annotation, molecular function: oxidoreductase activity; zinc ion binding. The record is from RefSeq and is a predicted model, not a curated record. The transcript is spliced from 3 exons.